AUGGCAGUCUACCGUGAACGAAUAAUCGAUAGGCUUUACGAUUGUGACGAAGAUAUGAAUUCUAUUGAUAAAGAAUUUAAGAAUCACGCGAAAAUUAUUAGAAAUGUCUUUCGAGAUCCGAAGUUGCUAAACUUAGAUACUGAUGACGACGUCGAAGAGCAGGAACUUCCAAAUCCUCCUCCGAUAGGAUUUAUUGGCAUGGACGAUAUAUUUAAGACGGAAGAAGAUAAAAAGAAAGAGUCAAAGAAGAAAUCAUCUUCAAUCAAUCGCGUUAAGGUUAAACUAAGUAACAUCUACAAAAAGCCUGAGACAUCACCUAAGAAAAAAGCUGUUAAGAACAAGGAAGAAUCACCGAAGCCGCGUUACUCAGCUUAUGUUAGUUGUUCAUCUGUCGAUAAUGGCGAUGGUAAUUAUCAUAUCGAGCAAAGGAGUGCCGUCCACAAUCAGGAUGGUGAAGAAGAAUACUUAGUCACGAAAUAUGAUAAAGAUCGUAGUUAUGCUAUGCGUAAACACAUUUAUGCCGAUGGCUACGAGGAAAUACAACGCGAUUACAGGCGAAAAUCAGAUGAUAGAAAGAUUCAUUUUCGCGAUAUGUGCGGUAUUAAAUGGGAUGAAUAA
Molecule: messenger RNA, 618 nt
Organism: Trichoplax adhaerens
Lineage: Eukaryota; Metazoa; Placozoa; Uniplacotomia; Trichoplacea; Trichoplacidae
Exons: 3
Coding region: 1-618 (205 amino acids)
Source: RefSeq, a predicted model, not a curated record